Gongylonema pulchrum is the source of this 324-nucleotide messenger RNA. Lineage: Eukaryota; Metazoa; Nematoda; Chromadorea; Rhabditida; Gongylonematidae. The record is from the annotation of a GenBank genome assembly.
AUGGAGCAACGGAUGGUUGGCGUCAACAGGCUGAAGCCGCACAUUCCGAAUGAAGUGCUCCGAGUCAGAUCUGGCGUGAAAGACAUUAUUGAAGCAAUGUACACCAGCAAGAAGAGAUGGGCUGGUCAUGUGUCACGGAUGACAGAUAAUAGAUGGGCGAAGCGGAUAAUUGAAUGGUAUCCACGCAUGGUGAAGACGAACAUUGGUGAGGCCACCACUGAGUGUGGAGAGACUUCAUGGUACGCCUGCACGGUACCACGUGGACUCGGACAGUGCAACAACGAGAUGAACGGAGAAAUUGCCAGUGCUGCAUCGAUGGCGUGA